Messenger RNA from Acipenser ruthenus (sterlet), 2662 nucleotides. RefSeq names its product G-protein coupled receptor 87-like. The record is from RefSeq and is a predicted model, not a curated record. Gene Ontology annotation, biological process: negative regulation of adenylate cyclase activity; G protein-coupled receptor signaling pathway. Lineage: Eukaryota; Metazoa; Chordata; Actinopteri; Acipenseriformes; Acipenseridae. The transcript has 5 exons. The coding region runs from base 275 to 1324 and encodes 349 amino acids. Gene Ontology annotation, cellular component: membrane. Gene Ontology annotation, molecular function: G protein-coupled purinergic nucleotide receptor activity.
GGAAAAGCCCAACUGUGCGUGUGUGUACACAGCCAUAGAGAAAAGAAAGACAAGGGUGGAGUGUGCUUCAGAAGGCAAGUCUGCUAACAAGUCUUACUGCCAGAAAGGACAUGGAACAGCAAGACAGCAAAUGUAAGAGAGAACACGAGUCCAGCAAUAAAACAAAUGUUUGGAGUUGUUUCACAAUGCCAGUAACACCGGAAGCAGGAAACAAAAUCAAGAUGGAUUUAUUCAUGGGGAGUAAAAACUGACUCUAAACCUCUAGCAAGCAAGCAUGGAAAUGCAUCCAAGCUCCAACUCCUCCAAUGUGAAGACAAACAGGACUACUGGCAAAAACGGGACUCUUGACGAGAUUGAAAUGUUUACCGUGAUCAUCUGUUCGUUGUAUACCUUUAUUUUCCUCGGUGGAUUGAUACUGAACACUCUGGCAGCCUGGAUUUUCUUUCAGUUAAAAAACAGGACAACUUUCAUAUUUUAUCUGAAAAACAUCGCCAUUGCAGACUUAAUAAUAACACUGACAUUUCCCUUUAAAAUACUCAGUGACUCGGGACUGGGGCACUGGAAAUUAAAGGCUUUUGUGUGCCGCUAUUCUGCAGUCAUAUUCUACUGUAACAUGUAUGUUAGCAUACUUUUCCUUGGACUGAUCAGCUUAGACAGAUAUCUAAAAAUUGUGAAACCAUUCGGCAACUCCAGAAUGUACAAUGUUAAGUUCACAAAAUUUGUGUCUUUAGGAGUGUGGCUGUGCAUGAUACUUCUUUCGAUGCCAAACAUGAUUUUCACAAAUGUAAAUCCAACAAUAGAAACAGCUGGCAACUGUUCAGCUCUAAAAAGCCACUUUGGCCUUGCGUUGCAUGGAGUGGUAAUCUACGUGAACAUUGGCAUAUUUACAGCUGUUUUCAUUGUAUUAGCUGCAUGCUACAUUUCGAUCUCCAGGCACAUCUAUCGUUCAAAUCAGCAGUUUGUAGGUUCUGAGAAUGAAAGAAAGCACAAUCAAAAUAUAUUAAUAAUUCUGCUAGUUUUUUUUAUUUGCUUUGUGCCUUAUCACUUGUGGAGAAUACCGUUUACAUUAACUCAGAUAGCCUCAAAAUUCGAUAAGUCCGGGACUUUGAUUUUGACACGAGGCAAAAUUGUUACUCUCUUUAUGUCUGCGUGCAAUGUUUGCCUGGACCCUAUCAUAUACUUCCUGAUGUGCAAGUCCUUUACCAAAAUGCUGCGAAAAAAACUGCACAUUGGACCUAGGGUUGAUUUCAAUGGGUCCACACGCAGCUCCAGAGGAACAGUCAAGGUACGCAGAUUCCGAGAAUACACAUCCACGAGCAUUUAGUGCCAAAACCGAUUAACAAUUCAUUUUGCAUUUCCUGUUGGAGGCACAGAGUGCUACGUUUGGACGUGUUCUUGUGUUAGUCAGAGUCUCGUCAAGGGACUGAAAUUAAUUGCAAGAAUAACCGUAAUUCCAAGAUCCGGAAAUACAGUUGCUGGAGCCGGAGCCUCUCUUCCUCAAUGAAAGCAACUAAAUACUGGUGGAGUGAAGCCAAAACCUGAGAGCUCCAGCAUGGAUUAAAUCAAUUAUCCCCACAGUCCAGGUUUUUUAUUUAACCAGUAAUGAAGUAGUCUGUUGAAACCUGCACUUCUAUUAGCCCACACAGCCUCUGCAGUUUUAGAAAGCUUGCAGUACUGUAUUCCUGCAGUCAGAUAUCCCCACCCGUUAGUGCAGGAGACAGUAAUUCAAGCACACACUCACUGCUGACCUUCAAAAAAGCCACAGUCAUGUCCUGGCCUGUGUUGUUAUUACAGAGUGCUGUUUGAGUAAAACAGUAAAUUGCAUUAAAUAGGAUUCAGCUACAUAAGAACAUAUGAAAGUUUACAAAUGAUAGGUGGCUAUUCAGUAGCUUAUUGAUCCCAGAAUCUCAUUAAGCAGCUUCUUGAAGGAUCCCAGGGUGUCGGCUUCAACAACAUUACUGGGGAGUUGGUUUGAGGCGGUUGCAAAUGUAUAAAGCAUAGUUUUGGAAGCAUCAUUAAGGUUUGUUUAAAACAUGGGAGUGCAUGGAAUGGAUACAACAUUGAAUACUGCAUAUCCUGACUGUAUUGUUAUUACAUGUAACUAUUAUUACUAUUAUUUUUUAUUUAGUUUUUUUUUUUUUAUUUGGAAUCGCCAAUUAUUUUUCUUAUUUUCUCCCCAAUUUGAAAUGUCCAAUUAUUUUUAUUUCAACCCGGCUCACCGCUGCCACUCCCGCGCUGACUUGGGACAGACAAAGACGGACACACGCGUCCUCCGAAACGUGUGCCAAAGGCCGUCCUCUUCUUUUCACUCUGCGGCCCCGCCAUGCAACCACCUCGGACCUAUCGCGUCGGAGAACCACUCAACUCCGGGUAGCUUACAGGCAGGCCCGCAGGCGCCCGGCCAGUCUGCAGCGGUCGCUGGUACGCGGUGAGCUGAGGACACCCUGGCCGACCUAGACCCUCCUCACCCGGGCGGCGCUCAGCCAAUUGUGUGCCGCCCUGGGCACUGCCGUCCAGUCAGCAGUGGAGUAGCCUGGACUCAAACCGGCGACGACCAGGCUAUAGGGCACAUCCUGUGUUUUAAUUAAUUUUAAUAAGUUUGUUUGUAUAUUAAAUAGAUGAAAAGAGAUCAUUUAUUUUUACAUUAAAUGCUUACAUACCA